UCUUGUAAGCUUCCUUUCGUAAGGGUGGGAAGCAAGUCGCCCUUCAGUACAGGCAGCUGAAAGCCUGAAACUCACUAGAAGGCUGCUAGCAGCCGUGUCCGAACCAAGUCACCAUAGCAUUCCUAUGGCACCGGAUCAGCCCGGAGCUGUGCAGUCAGCUGUGAGAGACAAGAAGCCGGGCUUUCCAUGGGAGGCUGCUGAGAAGCAGUUGAAUUGCUUCGUAGGUGCCGUUGCUCUCAUGGAGAGGCUGGGCAACGGCCUCGGCACGCUGGCCUUCACAUGGGCGACCGUCGUCGUGCUCGGCGGGUUCUCGACGAACCUAGGCCAGGAUUUCUGGUAUGCAACUGCGAUCGUCUUCCUCGAGGCUUUGAGGGUGUUCAGCCGUGAAAGCAGAUCUGAUGAUGAAUUGUUAUUCAAAACCACGGGGAGUAUUAGAUUGAAACGGGUGAAGCUUACACGCGGCAUACCAUAUUAUUUGACUGUAGGGAUUGUGAUGGUAUGCCUGUAUGGUACCCUGGAAUUUACCCUCCGUCACUAUGGCUACCUUCCACGUCCACCCCUACAACUGCAAUAUCACUGCCUUUUGUUGACCGCGUUACUAGCAUUAGCGAGCAUGGCAAAAGUUCCCACAAUUGCCGCAUACGUGAAAGAUCACGCGUUUUUGCAGUCUAGUGCCUUAGUUGCAGUCCUAGCACUCGGUGGUGCAAUGUUAUGGUCCCAUACUCCUAAGCGACAGGCAGUGCUGGUUAUCCCACCUCUGUUUGUUGGAUGCUUACAGUACAGCGCAGUAAAGGCAAUAAGGGCCCUUGUUUCAAAAGAACAACAGGCGAUAAAGGUCUGCCUGCAAAAGUUAAACAUCCAUGUUUCUUCUCCUCCCCCUUGGCUCCGCACACUGGGUGCUUUGAUACUCCCUGCGUGGAUAGUAGUUUCCGUGCUGGUCGAGUUUGGUGCUAUGGGCAUCCUCAUACUGUUAGGUACGCUGCUUCUAGGCAACAUCCAGAUUCCAGUGGCCUUGGCACGCAUCGUACUCUCGUCAAUGCGCCUGGCUACUAGCAACGAUAACCACCACGACACCAGUAACGAACACCUUGCACCAGCGCUGACCAUCUUCUAUUCCAUGGUGCUUGGCCAAGGGGCACUGUAUCUAGCGGCAUGCAUACUUGAGACACUGUUCUCCUACCGUGUCCGGACGUCACUGGCAAAGAGCUGUGGCCUCGCAUAUACCAAGGGAUAUGACUCCAUCAAUCUAUACUACGAGCAUGCCUACAACAAGCGCAUGGAAGAGGGCGUGCUUGCCCAAGAGGACCUGAUCCUUGUUAGCUUCUCCUUCAACUCCCUCAACUCCAACUCAAGCGACAAGAAGCUCGCCUCGGUCCGGAUUCUGCACUCCCUCCUCCUACAUCUGCAGGGUGCCUCCAACACAGGACUCGUCUCAAAGAUCACCAUCUCCACCAAGGUGGUAGCCUCUUUGAUCGGCACGCUGGGCUGGACGGCUCCAGAAGACCAAGGUAUCAGUAUUAGGCUAUACGCUGCGAAGGUCGUUGCUGUGCUAGCUGUAGAUCUCCGGAUUGUUGGGAUCCCUGGCACAAUCCAGAUGGUAUCCUCUCUUCUUGAUGACGUUGAUGCUAAAAAUCAAUUCGUGAAAGAAGACAGUCCAGACCAGACAGAGGAUAUCAAUGAAGAGAUAAACAAUAGUAUGUUGCCUGGUCUACAGGAAGGAAAGGAGUCCCAUAAUGAUGAGGAUUUGUUCCCUGUGCUGGGGAUGCUAAUCCUUGAAAGUCUUGCUCGCAAUCUUGAUAACUGUGCUGAAAUCAGCAGAGCAGUAGGUCUCAUCCCGAAGGUCAUAGGAUUCAUGAGCUAUGCCACAGACACAACAAAUACCAGCAAGGCACAACAGAAACUGAUUAUGACGUCAUCAUUGAAGUUGGUUGCAAAGCUUGCAAGCACCGAAGGGGAAACUGGUACGGUACUCCGGCAAAAAAUCUCAGGGCAACCCCUCCUAUUGAGUAAUCUCGCAGAGAUCUUGGAGGACAGCAGCGGCCGCUCAGAACAAUGGAAGCCGACAAUGGUUAUUCUUUCCAAGCUUGCUGUUGAUGAGGAAAUAAGUCAGGAGAUUGGGAGCUUCCAAGUGAUUAUCCCUAAGUUGGUGCAUGCAUUUCUUGGUACAGAUGAACACUCUCUGCAGAUGGUGGCAGCGGAAGCACUGUCAAAUCUGUCAAUGGAGAAUACUAGCAACUGCUUGGCUAUCUUGGAGGAAACAGGGUAUGAGCUUAUUUGGCGUCUCAAGAACAUGCUUCUGAAUGAUGAAUACACAUAUAUCGCAGCAAGUCUGCUGCAGAAUCUCUGUGCACAUUCCAGAGACAAGCUGCGCCAUCAAGGAUCAAGCGAGCACCUAUCGUUUGCCUUGCAAGUGGUGUUGGAGAAAAUUAUGCAUGCCAAGGGCAAGCAACUGGAGGCCCUUAUUGGCCUCGCUUCACAGAUUUAUAAUGUCAUCCCUGAACACUGUAUCCACGUGCUAGAUUCGCAAACCAAUGUUACAGGACUUGUUCAAAAGCUGGUGAGGGCACUCAACUCCAAUAAGAAACCGAGUUCCGAAUACCCAAGGAUGAGAAGGGUUAUUGUUGAGAUGGCAAUAUUCAUUGUGGAAUCAUGUCCUCGCUACGCAACCAUCUUCAGAGAACAAGGCAUGAUGGAAGCACUGUCAAAGGUUGAGAGGACCCCAACCAGACUGGAGAAGUAUAGGAUCUUCUUCGGCGAUGUGGGAGUGGUUGCAGAGAGCGGCUUACCUCUGCAUGACCUAGUGGCCAGAGCAAAAGGGCUGAUUGGCUUUGCAACUCCAUCUCCGGAAGCAUUCAACCAGGUGACCGUGAAUGAUUCAUCAUCACUGGCACUGUGCAUAUCUAUUGAUUACUGAUGGUACAUGCAGGCUAUGGUCAUAUUGUAGUGGUGUGCUGGAGCGAGGCAGAUCGACCAUAUAGUUUUCUUUGUGAUCAGCAAAUGUAAUA
This is a messenger RNA of Phragmites australis (common reed), 3005 nucleotides long. RefSeq lists its product as uncharacterized. The record is from RefSeq and is a predicted model, not a curated record. The transcript has 4 exons. The coding region runs from base 125 to 2914 and encodes 929 amino acids. NCBI's taxonomy places the organism in Eukaryota, Viridiplantae, Streptophyta, Magnoliopsida, Poales, Poaceae.